This is a messenger RNA of Cheilinus undulatus (humphead wrasse), 12519 nucleotides long. RefSeq lists its product as uncharacterized. Bases 515 to 9574 code for a protein of 3019 amino acids. Lineage: Eukaryota; Metazoa; Chordata; Actinopteri; Labriformes; Labridae. The record is from RefSeq and is a predicted model, not a curated record. Gene Ontology annotation, molecular function: protein binding. The transcript is spliced from 26 exons.
CGGACGGUUGCUUUUUCUGUCUCUGAAACCAAACCCUCCAAACAAAGAUGAUAAAACACUGUCGGAGAUAUGUUUGGAAAUGAUGGACACUGCCGUUCUGGAGCCAGGCUUCAUCCCAGUCUAUGUCGGAAAAUUGAGCGGACCAGUAGGCCUUGCUAGCAGGGACAAACACCCUCAGAUGGCAUCAAACAGCAGAUGGAACUUUUCUUCAGAAAAUAUUUGGAUGCAUCUAUAUCAUUGAUGGAGGUUCUGUAUGCAGAAGUGAGGAAAAAUGGAGGAUCCAACACCGUCUGCCAUGAAGUACAUCGAAGAUGCCUGGCUCAAACUUGUGGACGAAUUAAAGGACCUUGAUGUGAUUUUAGAUAACCUGCGUAAACAUGGAGUUUUCACUAAAGAAGAGGUCAGUGUGAUACAGGUGGAGAAAAAUGUCUUUGAGAAACGAAGAAAACUACUGAGAAAAAUCACAGACAAAGGGUAAAAAGCCUGCUACAAGUUCCUGAAGAUCAUUGACUUGAUGUGUAAGAUGAACUCUGGAAGGUUAUCAUCUCUCCCUGAGAAAAAGCCUGAUGCUUCUACUGAGGAUGAAGAGUUUGACCUGCACAAAUGGAUCAGUGGCUUUUCUUUUGAGGUUGGCGACCAGACGGAAAAUUACUACUCACAAGGAAAAAGAUCAUGCAACAGAUAUCAAGAAAAGUUGAAGUCAAAAGCUCUAAAGGAAUCUCAGGAAUUCUGGAUGAAAGACAAAAAUCUGUUUCAAGAAGCAUACAGGCCCAAUCUGUCAUACACUCCACUUGUAUUAGACACACAAGGAGAAGCUUCAGCAUCUAAAAUUAGGAAAUUUAAGAACAGAAAGGGCAAAUUGAGCUGGCCCAAAAAGCUCGGAACAUACCUCCCUGAGGACGACCUAGGAAUAUCCCCCCGUGAGCUGCUAAAAACACAGAGAGACAUACUCAUUGUUGGGAAACCUGGAAUUGGAAAGACUGCACUCAGUCAUGAAAUUUUAAAACUGUGGGCAGAAAGAGACAGCAGUGAGCUUGAGUACAUGUUUUACUUUGACAUAAGAGAAACAUCCCACAUCAGAGACGGGAUUAGCUUGGAGGAACUUCUCUUCGAUGAAUACUGUGAGCCAGAUGAAGACAAAGAAAAGGUGUCUGAGGACAUAAAGAAGUACUCUGACAAUGUUACCAUCAUUUUUGAUGGAAUCACAGACCUCUCUUCUUCAGUGGUGCGAAAAAUUGUAGAUGGGGACCUCCUUCCUUAUGCCAAAGUGAUCAUAACCUGCAGACCUGAUGAUGAAAAAGAGUUCUUAUCUGGGAACUUUCUCAGAGUAGAAGUGAAAGGCUUCAGUGAGCAAACCAUUGAAAAAUACUUCUCUACUAUGCUUGGUGUGGACCAGAACAAAGUUUUCAGCAAAGUGGAGUUGUUAACUCUUUGCCAUGUCCCUCUGUAUGCACUGAUGGUGGCUGCCUGUUUUUUAUCAGAGACACCAGAAGACUCGUCACAGCCAUGCAGUAUGACUGAAAUAUACAUCAACAUUGUCCGUCAUUGUCUUCAGCUGAACAGCAAAACAAACAAGAAACACCUCAAUUCCUUCAUCAAGGAGAAGAGAGCAGAGCUGCUGUCUUUGGCCGAGGCUGCUUUUCAUGCAACUGAGAGAAAAACGGUGAGCUUGACCGACCUGCAGUGUGACGACAGCUGUGUCCUGUCCUUCCUGAAACCACUUUUUGUCCAGGUGGCCCCCACUGAGACAACAACAUUAUACUUCUUUCUCCACUACACAGUGCAGGAGUUUUUUGCAGCAGUGUGGCUCUUGAAGAAUCCAGAUCAGAUUAAGAUUGUUUUUCAGCAAUGCCUCACAGAGGAGGGAAAGCACAUGAAACAUCUGAUCCCUUUCAUGUGUAGAUUGUUGACGAAGAAGAGCCCAAGUUUGAUGGAGUAUUUGAUUCCAGUUGAAGAGUUAAAUAAUAUUUCUGAUUGGUUCUUCAAGGAAAUGAUGAUCACAUUUUUCUCUGCUCAGAGUAUGAAUGACGAGGCUGAUACUGAGGACACUGGACUUGAUGAAAGUGUGCUGUUCUUGUGCCAAUGCUUGUUUGAGUCACAGAGUUCUGAGGCAUGCACCAGCUUUCUAGAAACACUGGAUUACAAACUUGAUCUCAGUGGUGAGAUUCUGGACUCCUAUCUCUGUUGUGCUGUGGCCUAUGUGGUCACUCAGUCAAAGGAGAGGAAAAUACAGCUGAACCUUGAGGAUGUUUCUGUAUCAGAACAAGGAAUGAGACAACUGUAUGGAUGCCUUAACAACGUCCACUGGUGUGACCCUCUGCCCCGACAGCUGUGGGAAAUGGUCCUCCUCAGUGAAGGCCAGUUGAGCAAUGUGGACUUACUCAGCCUUGAUGGAAAUCAGAUGCACCUUCCAGUUCGGGGGAAACGACAGCUGUUCAAAAGAGCAGUGUCUGUCAUGAAGAAUAUUCCCAAGAAGAUAAAUGUCUGCCUUCACUGGGACAACGGAGCAACUACAGUCAGCCAAAGUCUGUGUGAGGCCUUACUUGAGGCUCUGCCCAUCGUCGAGUCACUAAGCUUCAGGAUGACCCACAACAGUCCAGGACUUGAGGACCAGGAGUCAGACCCCAGGACACUGGAGAGGAAGAAGAAGAAGCUGUUACUGGAUUUGUGCCUGAAAGCAGCCCUUGAUGAAGACCAGAGCUUUCACCAUGUAGUGCAUCAGCUUGUCUCGAUGUUUUCUGUUGACAAACACUUGCACAACUUUUUUGUUGACUUUUAUGAACACGUCAAGAAUAAAGGUUGUUCAAGUGUCAGACCAAAGCUGGAUCCGCUCUUUAAGUCCACUUCUGAAGUCUGGUCCAUAAACCUCUCAGAGAUCGAUACCUCCACCCUCCUGGAAGCACUGAAACUCCUAAAGAAGACUGAAGUGAAUCUGACAGGCUACUCAGAUGAAGAGAGUGGAGUGAGGAGUUUCCUUCAGUGUCUGCCUUAUAUCUCACACCUCAGUUUCUCUGGCCGGUCUGACAGUGAAGUCAAGUUCUGUGGGAGUCUGUUCUGUGCAGCAGCAACAACAGAGAGAGAACUGCAGAGUGGAGAGAACACACUGGAGCUGUUAUCAUCAGUGUGCAGACAUCAAACAUUCCCCUUCAUUGAGUUUUAUUAUUCUAAAUAUAAGUACACUCAGUGUGAGUUCUUUCUUGAUGUGUACUCUCAUGUAAAGAACUAUGAGACCAAAACAGGCUUGAGUGUCCUUCAGCCACUGCAGUCCUUUUUUACAUCAGAUCAGACUGUGUGGUCUGUAGACCUCUCAAAGAGAAAGACCUCCAUCCUCGUGGAAGUGCUGAAACUCCAAACAGAGAAAAUUCAUGUGGAGCUGAGAGAAUGCUCAGAUGAAGAGAGUGAAGUGAGGAACUUCCUUCAUUGUCUGCCUUAUAUCUCAAAGCUCAGUUUCUCUCGCUGGUCUGACAGUGGAGUCAAGUUCUGUGGGAGUCUGUUCUGUGCAGCAGCAACAACAGAGAGAGAACUGCAGAGUGGAGAGAACACACUGGAGCUAUUAUCAUCAGUGUGCAGACAUCAAACAUUCCCCUUUAAUCCCAAUGUGGCUUCUUAUCAGUCUUGGCAGAUUCAGUGUGAUUUCUUCCUGGAUCUGUGCUCUCAUAUAAAGAACUAUGAGACCAAAACAGGCUUGAGCGUCCUUCCGCCACUGCAGUCCCUUUUUACAUCAGAUCUGACUGUGUGGUCUGUAGACCUCUCAGAGAGAAAGACCUCCAUCCUCCUGGAAACACUGAAACUCCAAACAGAGAAAAUUCACGUGGAGCUGAGAGGAUGGUCAGAUGAAGAGAGUGAAGUGAGGAACUUCCUUCAUUGUCUGCCUUAUAUCUCAAAGCUCAGUUUCUCUGGCCGGUCUGACAGUGAAGUCAAGUUCUGUGGGAGUCUGUUCUGUGCAGCAGCAACAACAGAGAGAGAACUGCAGAGUGGAGAGAACACACUGGAGCUGUUAUCAUCAGUGUGCAGACAUCAAACAUUCCCCUUCACUGAGUUUUAUUAUUCUAAACAUAAGUACACUCAGUGUGAGUUCUUUCUGGAUGUGUACUCUCAUAUACAGAACUAUGAGUCCAAAAUAGGCUUGAGUGUCCUUCAGCCACUGCAGUCCUUGUUUACAUCAGAUCAGACUGUGUGGUCUGUAGACCUCUCAAAGAGAAAGACCUCCAUCCUCCUGGAAGCACUGAAACUCCAAACAGAGAAAAUUCAUGUGGAGCUGAGAGGAUGGUCAGAUGAAGAGAGUGAAGUGAGGAACUUCCUUCAUUGUCUGCCUUAUAUCUCAAAGCUCAGUUUCUCUGGCUGGUCUGACAAUGGAGGCAAGUUCUGUGGGAGUCUGUUCUGUGCAGCAGCAACAACAGAGAGAGAACUGCAGAGUGGAGAGAACACACUGGAGCUGUUAUCAUCAGUGUGCAGACAUCAAACAAUACCUUUCAUUGAGUGUCAUCAUUCCAAAUAUAAGAACACUCAGUGUGAUUUCUUUCUGGAUUUGUACUCUCAUGUAAAGAACUAUGAGACCAAAACAGGGUUCAGUGUCCUUCAGCCACUGCAGUCCUUUUUUACAUCAGUUCUGACUGUUUGGUCUGUAGACCUCUCAAAGAGAAAGACCUCCAUCCUCCUGGAAGCGCUGAAACUCCAAACAGAGAAAAUUCAUGUGGAGCUGAGAGGAUGGUCAGAUGAAGAGAGUGAAGUGAGGAACUUCCUACAUUGUCUGCCUUAUAUCUCAAAGCUCAGUUUCUGUGGCUUGUCUGACAGUGGAGUCAAGUUCUGUGGGAGUCUGUUCUGUGCAGCAGCAACAACAGAGAGAGAACUGCAGAGUGGAGAGAACACACUGGAGCUGUUAUCAUCAGUGUGCAGACAUCAAACAUUCCCCUUCACUGAAGAAAACUCUAAAUACAAGUACUCUCAGUGUGAUUUCUUUCUGGAUCUGUGCUCUCAUAUAAAGAACUAUGAGACCAAAAUAGGCUUGAGUGUCCUUCAGCCACUGCAGUCCUUUUUUACAUCAGAUCAGACUGUGUGGUCUGUAGACCUCUCAAAGAGAAAGACCUCCAUCCUCCUGGGAGUGCUGAAACUCCAAACAGAGAAAAUUCAUGUGGAGCUGAGAGGAUGGUCAGAUGAAGAGAGUGAAGUGAGGAACUUCCUUCAUUGUCUGCCUUAUAUCUCAAAGCUCAGUUUCCCUGGCUGGUCUGACAGUGAAGUCAAGUUCUGUGGGAGUCUGUUCUGUGCAGCAGCAACAACAGAGAGAGAACUGCAGAGUGGAGAGAACACACUGGAGCUGUUAUCAUCAGUGUGCAGACAUCAAACAUUCCCCUUCACUGAAGAAAACUCUAAAUACAAGUCCUCUCAGUGUGAUGUCUUUCUGGAUCUGUACUCUCAUAUAAAGAACUAUGAGACCAAAAUAGGCUUGAGUGUCCUUCAGCCACUGCAGUCCUUUUUUACAUCAGAUCAGACUGUGUGGUCUGUAGACCUCUCAGAGAGAAAGACCUCCAUCCUCCUGGGAGUGCUGAAACUCCAAACAGAGAAAAUUCAUGUGGAGCUGAGAGGAUGGUCAGAUGAAGAGAGUGAAGUGAGGAACUUCCUUCAUUGUCUGCCUUAUAUCUCAAAGCUCAGUUUCCCUGGCUGGUCUGACAGUGGAGGCAAGUUCUGUGGGAGUCUGUUCUGUGCAGCAGCAACAACAGAGAGAGAACUGCAGAGUGGAGAGAACACACUGGAGCUGUUAUCAUCAGUGUGCAGACAUCAAACAUUCCCCUUCACUGAAGAAAACUCUAAAUACAAGUCCUCUCAGUGUGAUGUCUUUCUGGAUCUGUACUCUCAUAUAAAGAACUAUGAGACCAAAAUAGGCUUGAGUGUCCUUCAGCCACUGCAGUCCUUUUUUACAUCAGAUCAGACUGUGUGGUCUGUAGACCUCUCAGAGAGAAAGACCUCCAUCCUCCUGGGAGUGCUGAAACUCCAAACAGAGAAAAUUCAUGUGGAGCUGAGAGGAUGGUCAGAUGAAGAGAGUGAAGUGAGGAACUUCCUUCAUUGUCUGCCUUAUAUCUCAAAGCUCAGUUUCUCUGGCCGGCGUGACAGUGGAGUCAAGUUCUGUGGGAGUCUGUUCUGUGCAGCAGCAACAACAGAGAGAGAACUGCAGAGUGGAGAGAACACACUGGAGCUGUUAUCAUCAGUGUGCAGACAUCAAACAUUCCCCUUCAUUUAUAAUCAUUAUAAGUCCUCUCAGUGUGAUUUCUUUCUGGAUCUGUGCUCUCAUAUAAAGAACUAUGAGACCAAAACAGGCUUGAGUGUCCUUCAGCCACUGCAGUCCUUGUUUACAUCAGAUCAGACUGUGUGGUCUGUAGACCUCUCAAAGAGAAAGACCUCCAUCCUCCUGGAAGUGCUGAAACUCCAAACAGAGAAAAUUCAUGUGGAGCUGAGAGGAUGGUCAGAUGAAGAGAGUGAAGUGAGGAACUUCCUUCAUUGUCUGCCUUAUAUCUCAAAGCUCAGUUUCUCUGGCCGGCGUGACAGUGGAGUCAAGUUCUGUGGGAGUCUGUUCUGUGCAGCAGCAACAACAGAGAGAGAACUGCAGAGUGGAGAGAACACACUGGAGCUGUUAUCAUCAGUGUGCACAUAUGAAACAUUCACCUUCAUUGAUAAUCAUUAUAAGUCCUCUCAGUGUGAUUUCUUUCUGGAUCUGUGCUCUCAUAUAAAGAACUAUGAGACCAACACAGGCUUGAGUGUCCUUCAGCCACUGCAGUCCUUUUUUACAUCAGAUCAGACUGUGUGGUCUGUAGACCUCUCAAAGAGAAAGACCUCCAUCCUCCUAGAAGUGCUGAAACUCCAAACAGAGAAAAUUCAUGUGGAGCUGAGAGGAUGGUCAGAUGAAGAGAGUGAAGUGAGGAACUUCCUUCAUUGUCUGCCUUAUAUCUCAAAGCUCAGUUUCUCUGGCUGGCGUGACAGUGAAGUCAAGUUCUGUGGGAGUCUGUUCUGUGCAGCAGCAACAACAGAGAGAGAACUGCAGAGUGGAGAGAACACACUGGAGCUGUUAUCAUCAGUGUGCAGACAUCAAACAUUCCCCUUCAUUAAUGAUUAUGAGUACACUGAGUGUGAUUUCUUUCUGGAUCUGUGCUCUCAUAUAAAGAACUAUGAGACCAAAACAGGCUUGAGUGUCCUUCAGCCACUGCAGUCCUUUUUUACAUCAGAUCAGACUGUGUGGUCUGUAGACCUCUCAAAGAGAAAGACCUCCAUCCUCCUGGAAGUGCUGAAACUCCAAACAGAGAAAAUUCAUGUGGAGUUGAGAGGAUGGUCAGAUGAAGAGAGUGAAGUGAGGAACUUCCUUCAUUGUCUGCCUUAUAUCUCAAAGCUCAGUUUCUCUGGCUGGUCUUUCAGUGGAGUCAAGUUCUGUGGGAGUCUGUUCUGUGCAGCAGCAACAACAGAGAGAGAACUGCAGAGUGGAGAGAACACACUGGAGCUGUUAUCAUCAGUGUGCAGACAUCAAACAUUCCCCUUCACUGAUGAUGAUUAUGUUGAUGAUGAUUAUGAGUACACUCAGUGUGAUUUCUUUCUGGAUCUUUGCUCUCAUAUAAAGAACUAUGAGACCAAAACAGGCUUGAGUGUCCUUCAGCCACUGCAGUCAUUUUUUACAUCAGUUCGGACUGUGUGGUAUGUAGAUCUCUCAGAGAGAAAGACCUCCAUCCUCCUCGAAGUGCUGAAACUCCAAACAGAGAAAAUUCAUGUGGAGCUGACAGAAUGGUCAGAUGAAGAGAGUGUAGUGAGGAACUUCCUUCAUUGUCUGCCUUAUAUCUCAAAGCUCGGCUGCUAUGAUCAGGAGUUUUUCCAGGAUGUAUGUACAUCCAUUUCUGUCAGAUCCAGAGAUGAGACUGAGCAGUUAGUUCACCUGCUGCAGCUCCUUGGAUUCACCCUUCACUUAUCAGGAAAGUUAACCAGCAAAACGUGCAAGACUGUGGGACGAGUUCUUGGACUUUGUGGUUCUGAUGUGGAUCUAAACCUCACACCCAGAGUGAUGUCUGUGAGAGGAGCCUCACUCCUGUUCAGACAUGUUAAAACACUACACAGUCUGAGGCUUUCCAACAGCAUGGCCUUGCUUCUGUCUGGAUGGGUAAGAAGACAGGAGGUGCCCUGUCUGACUGUUACUGAGCAGCUCUCUCUUGCCCCUCAGUCGGGUCCAUCUUCAGAGAGAGUGUCGUUGAGGGUUGUCAGUAGUUUGGCAUCCCUGCUGCGAUACUGGACUAUCAGACAGCUGGACCUGACUGAGUCCUCAAUCCCUGCUCAGAGUCUCAGUUCACUGCUGCUUCAUGGUGGCCCUCUAAAAAUCAAGCUACAUGAGUCAUUUUUCCAGCAGCUUCUCAACCUCCUCAGUGAAACUCAGGAUGACGACUUGAUCUUGGCCUUCUUGAGAAAGGUUAAUGGAGACCUGACCCCCUUCUCUCUGAACUGGGAGCUUCUUCACCGUCUUCUGCAGCUGUCAUCUCAGACCCUAACUGUGAACCUGAGGAAAAACCGCUUCUUACAGAGGAGCAUCACACCUCUGCUUCCCUUUCUGGACAGGAUCGUAUUUAAAAGGCCUUUCCCCAGAUUUGUGUUGACCACCAUCAGAGAAAUCUAUGCAACUCGUUCCAGCUCCGUUGUCCCCAGUUUUCUGAGGUCAUUUGAUCAUGUGAUCAACCUGACCUGCAGAGAGAUGGACUCAGAUGACUGUGCUGCUCUGCGCUUCACUCUCAACCGCUGUGAUGGAGUUAAACUGAACCUCCUGUGGACCUCCAUACCAACAGAGGAAAUCAGACCCAUCCUCUGUGCACUGGACAGAGUUUCUCAACUCAGUGUUGACAGGAAUCUGCUGCUGAAGUUGGUCCACUGCUGCGCUGCCUCUGGUGACCUGCUGACAACAGCAGACAGUCUCCUCAGGGCUCUGCAGCACAGGUUAGAUCUGUCCCGUUCCUCCUGUGCUGAGCUGUCAGAGGAAGGUCAAAGUGAGACUCUCAGGCUGACAGUUGCUGACUGCAAGGCGGUCUCCACCGUCCUGACACGCAGCAGCAGCUGGGACAGAACCACAGAGCUCCAUCUGCAGGACUGUGAGGUGGAGGACAGUGGACUAGACCUGCUGUUCUCUGUCCUGGAUAGAGUCCGCCUCAGAGCCAGUAAAGUUAUCCUCCUCCAGCUGGUGGCGCUGAUUCCUUUGGACUCAAUGAGACGGGCAGAGUACCUGUGUAAAGCCCUGGAUGGAGAGCUGGACCUCAGUGACACUGAGCUGGAUCAGGGGGCCUGUCAAGCUUUGGCGUGUAUGCUGGAAUUCUCUGAAGGCCUGAAAGAGCUGGACCUCAGUCACUGCCAGCUAACAGACCAGCUACUGCACACAAUCAAGGAUCAUCUGCACAAAGUACAAGUCCUGGACCUGAGUCACAAUAAGAUCACUGAUGCUUCCACGUACACGUUGCUCGGACUAAUCUCCAACAACUCGUCCAUUGAAACAGUGCGACUCUUCAGGAACAACAUCAAACACCAAACAUUCUUAAAGACAGUCAAGAAGUUUGAAAUCUGGUGAACCAGCUGUGAGUGUGGUGUUCAUGUGCUGCUGAGGUCAAAGGUCAAUAACCUCAGAAUACACUGGUGGUACAAGUAACAAAGAAGCAGUGUGCAAAGUUAUCUGAUACUUAAUGUGGCAAUUACAACUUCAAUUGACUGUUCCUUUACUGUACUCAUAUUUAAGGUCCAUGUUUAUAAUUGCAACCUUAAUACCUCUGAUCCUCCCACUGGAACAUGACUGGUUUUACUCUCAAACAGUUGUUGCUGGGCUACUUCCUGUCAGACAAACUCUCACCUGUGCCACCAAAGGUUAAUCAAGGUAGAUUUGGGGAAUUUUUCAUGGGCACAACCAACAUACUCAGCUCUGCCGCUCAUCCCACAAAUGCAUGCUCCUUACCAAUGUGGCAACAUUUAAAAGAGAAAUAAAAAGACUUUCCUACAAUAUAAGAGUUAAUGCCAAGAAGCAUUGUUACAACAAAGAAAUAAUCUACCAAACAGAAACACAUGAAAGAUGGUCAUAUCGAGGACUAUUUUUGAUUGUUUCAAAUGCAGAGUAGCCUGGUGACAACAGAUUUUGUCUAACCUUGUAACAGUAACCAAGGAGGGAGGUGCUUGAUAAAGGGUCACAAACUGCUUUGUAGAUAUUGAUGUGUAAAUAAUCCAUUCAUUGACUUUACUUUUUGAAUACAAUGAUCAUGGAUAUAAGGGUGUUUGAACUUAUUAAUACUUAUUAAUGUUUUUAUUUCAAACAUGUUGCCAGUCAAAGUAUAAAGCAUAAAAAAAACAAAAAAGACAAAACAGAAUAAAUAUAGAAAAAGAAAAGUACAAAGGAAGAAAAGAACAAAAGAGUAGAAAGAUAAUAAAAAUGCAUUGUCCAUCAUAAUUUUCAUGUUUGAAAAGGAGUCGGAGGAAGUAAAACUUAUCUAGUCCUACCCCUUAUUCUCUGGUACAAUGUUAUCUCAUACUUCCAGAUUGUCAUUACAUUUGUAUUCAUGAACGAAAGUUACAUAAUUUAAAAAUUAUACACACAAAUGUACAGAUAUACUGCACUGUGCAAAAGUUCCAGGCUGGUGCAAAGAACCGCUACAAAAGCCAGAAUUCCCCCAGAAAUACACAUAUUCCAGGCAUCCAUAUGUAUUGUAUAUACACAAUCACACGUUCAUAUGUAUAUACAUGCAUACAGUGACCAACGAAUUCAUCAGACCACCUGUCUCAGAGACCAUCAGCAUCAGUGAGCUCUCCACUUUCCACCAUUCUGAGCAGGAAUGAGGAAUUUCUAACUGAAUUCACCUUUCUAAACCCAAAUUUGAGCUGGCUCACUGGGUUUCUGUGAGAAGUCAGAAACCAAUCAAGCAUAACAUUCAACCACUAAAACUGAUUUCUCUGUUCAGGAAUGCAAGCAAACAACUACAAUUCGACACACUAAUCAAGAAAUAAUAAUGUGCUUUACCAUUUCUUCAGCUCCUUUGCAAAUCAGCAAAUCUGAAAACUCAUGGAUAACAACAUUAAUUAUAUUUUCGCAUUAAAAAUGUCAUUUUGGUUAAAGAGCUUCUACAUAUUGGUGUAAUAACCAUUGUAGAAACACAAAAAAUGAUUUCAGUUUCACCAAUUUUUACCAAUGCUGCCAACCUAGGGCAGCUGUGGCAUAAACCUUACUUUGGGUGGUGGUCUAAUAAAUAUGUCAGGCACUGCAUAUAUCCAUACACAUACACACACAUGCACACAUACACACACACACAAAGUUCAAGUACAAAAAUGAUCAUCUAUAAUGAUAAACAGUUCAUAUAUUCCUAUUUUUUAGAGUAAACACUAUUAUUUAGGCACUUUAACUUCAUGCGCUUUCCAGGAUCAAUGCACCCCCUCCACAUUCCUGUAUUUUUCCAAAAUAGCUGUUUUAUAUUUCUCUUUAAACUUACUUAAGUUUCAGUCCUGUUUUAGAUCUUCACUUAGUUUGUUCCAUAUUUUCACUCCUUGUACUGAAAUACAGAAGCUCCUCAAAGUUGUUUGUAUAUUUGGAAUUUUAAAAUUUAAUUGACCCCUUAACUUGUACCCCCCUUCUCUGUCAGAAAACAUUUUCUGUUCUGCUUGGCAGUAGAUUAUUCCUUGCUCUAUACAUUAUUUGCGCUGUUUUAAAUUCCACAAGAUUAACAAGUUUUAAAAUUCUUGACUGUAAGAAUAACUGAUUUGUGUGAUCAUGAUAACCUACCUUGUGAAUUAUUCUUAUGGCUCUUUUUUGAAGAAUGCAUAAGGGUUGUAGUGAGCUCUUGUAUGUGUUUCCCCAGAUCUCCGUGCAAUAAUCUAAAUAAGGUGCAACCAGUGAAUUAUAUAGAAUGUAAAAUGAUGUAUGGUAUGGCACAUGUUUUGCUUUGGUUAGGACAGAGAUACUUCUGGAACGUUUAGUAUGAACAUGCUUAAUGUGAGGCUUCCAGCAAAUCCUGUCAUCUACAAUCACAGCCAAAAAUUUAUUUUCAUACACUCUCUCUAUGUUGACACUCUCUAUUUAUACCUGCGCCUUACUAUUUGAUUUUUGUUUACCGAAUACCAUGAAUUUAGUUUUAUUUAGAUUAAAUGAUAACUUGUUUUUAUCAAACCAUCUUUUAACUUUAUCCAGUUGCUGUAGGUUUUCCCCGGAAGCCAGGAUGUUUGUGUCAUCCGCAAACAAUACAAAUCUUAGUGCUCUCUGGUUUGAAUUUCUUUCUGCAUCAUAUGAGCUCAAUAAUUUUUGCCAUUGAUAUUUUGAUACCUUUGAACUUGAUGCUGAAUAUUUUCUUGUGGGUAUUUUGAUUCCUUUGUGCUUGAAAUUGAUGAGGAAUAUCUUCUUGUGAUUGUUUUUGAUACAUUUUAGGGUUAUGUUUUUGUAUGAUGGAAAAUGGUACCUCCAAAUGCAGUUGAAUACGGUAUGAAACAUUGAACUCCUGAGCAGGAACAAUAACUUUUAUAGUGUUUCAUGAAAUGGACUUUUUG